This is a messenger RNA of Macrosiphum euphorbiae (potato aphid), 2118 nucleotides long. The record is from the annotation of a GenBank genome assembly. Lineage: Eukaryota; Metazoa; Arthropoda; Insecta; Hemiptera; Aphididae.
AUGGAACUCCAAUGUGGGAAGAUUUCAUGGCAAAAGCUACAAAACUUCAUACGUGUCUUCGGUGCUACUAAAGAAAUUGGAACUGCUUUGACCAGAAUGUGUCUUCGUCAUAGGGCUGUUGAAGCUAGAAUGAAAACAUUUUCAAGCGCAAUAAUGGACUGUUUGGUGGUUCCGCUUCAAGAGAAACUAGAAGAUUGGAAGAAGACUAUUGUCAAUCUGGACAAAGAGCACGCUAAAGAAUAUAAAAAAGCCAGAGCUGAGUUAAAAAAGCGGUCUACGGAUACACUGCGCUUACAAAAAAAAGCACGUAAAGGUGCUAAAAUGAAUGAACUGCACAAAGCCUUGCAAGACGUUUCUGACAGAAAAGCUGUAUUGGAAGAAACAGAAAAAAGAGCAGUUCGUGAAGCAUUAAUCGAAGAACGAAGUCGUUAUUGUAUUUUUGUAACAAUUUUGAAACCAGUCCUCGAAGAAGAAGUGGCCAUGCUUAUGGAAUUAUCUCAUUUACAAGAAGUUAUGGAUAAAUUAGAAGCACAUACCACUGAACCGUACUCAUUACCUCCAGCUAGUGAACAGGUGUUGGUUGACUAUAAAGGUAGUGAAAUGUCAUGGACACACCAAACACCCCCAAGUAGUCCCAGUUCGUUGGGUUCACGUAAAUCUAGUAUGUGUUCCAUCAAUUCAAUAAACAGCUGGUCUAGCGGCAGUACACAUUCACCGAGCCAUCAAUACUGGAGCCGCUCAUUGCUUCAGCCAGUAUCCAAUGAGCUACGUUACAAAGGACCUUUACCUCCUAGUAGAUUAUGCAGUGCUUCAUCUCGUGAUUCGGGAUUUACAUCCCAAGACGCAAUUUAUACAAAACAACAAUCAUACUCAAAGGCUCCUAACUCAUCUGAUUCCAAUAGUAGCAGUGCUGGAAGCAGUACACCAUCUACACCAUUUGCUAGUUCUGAAGGCGGAUGUGGCACAUGGCCCAAUGCUCAGGAAACAUUGCAAUUUGAACGUGCUGCUUCAGCCAUUAUGAAUGAUGCAAGACCACACACAAUUUCAGGUGCUGCCCACCAUCAACGGCCAGCCCUUAGCGCGUACACAUUUCAACCUGAUUCUUCUUCUAUUGAUAAAACCCCUGUUGUCUCACCACAAGACGAUUACGCUCAUGUCCCCGAUGUCCCGUCCAGAGAUAUGCACAAAAGUUAUAAUCCAACCUCACUAAAAACAAUUGAAUAUAUUCAACCAACAUAUGUCAAUAUGCAUGAACUAGCUAGUAUGGCUGCCAACAAAGCUCAAGAAAGAAAUGCACAGCAUAAUGAGCCUUCUUCAAUUGUAAAUUUGAAAAGCGAUGGAGAUCGAAAGGAGAGCACUAGUGAGAGUUCCCUGGAGUCUUCAAGCGGCUAUAGUAGUCAAACAGCAAUAUCAAAUGCCACUCCUGAUGAAGAAGUGGAAAAUUCACUUCUGAAAUAUUGUACAUUGGAUAGUCGAAAUAUUAGUGCCAUCAAAGAACGUGUAAGGCCUGUAUCUACGUUGGGUUAUUCCAGUCUUAGAAGCGGUACACUGUGCCGUCGGUCUUCAAUACAAAGCAACAAGCCACCUCCACCUAUACGCCGUACACCGUCCAUUUUAAACAAUUCAGUACAAAAUCUACCUCCUCCACCGCCAUUUUUACUAGAUAUUACUGCAGAACAACGUCAGCAAAGUCGUUCACAAACAUCUUUAACAUCAGAAAAAGUAUAUUCUGAACCCAUGACACAUCAACGUAAAUCGUCUGGUGGAAAUGUGGCCGAAACUGUACGUAAUCUAACGCAACUCAAUCAUACACCUGCAAGUCCCAUUUUAUUGCGCCGCACGCCAAGUAAUCGAUCAACAAGUGCUGAUCGCUGUAAUAGCCGUUCAUCUGAGCCAGUUACUGGGUUUAUGGCAGCUUUAGGCUCUAGACUGUUACAGCAGCAACCUAAAACAACAGGUGGGUCUCCUAAGUUAAGCAGACGUUGGAUUGCUCCUGCCAGACACUCUGUUGUGGAUCCAGCCACAUGUCAUGAUUCACUGAUGGAACAAAUAAGGAAAGGUAUGGUGUUAAGAAAGUCUAUUGCUGUCAAUGACAGGUCAGCACCUAAAACUAAUUAA